GUAUUAUUAUUCAUUGUGUAUAUAGUACUUGUUUACCAGUGUUUAAAAAACUAAUUCUCCCAUUCUAAGAUUAUAAAAUAUUUAAUUUUAUAUAGAGUUAAAAUCUAACUGCAUUAUUUUAAAUAAUCCUUUCUUCGUACUAAAGAAACAACGUUCUGGCGGUCAGCUGCAUGCGAUUGCUUGAAAGGAAAAAUAAAUAAAUAAUAGUUGAAUAAAACUACUUUCAGAAUUAAAAGCUUUGUCUUGAUGAUUAUUUUGUAAAUACUCCUUUUGUAUAUAGUUGUGAUGAGUUCAACCACUUCACAAAGAGCAGGUAGAAGCUCUAAAGAUAGGCCUAAACAGCCUUCACAUUCUACGACAAAAAAUUCGACAGAAGGACAGAAAACAGGAGAUAAUGCAGUUCCCAAAAUACAACCUACUGCUGAGCAGAUGCGGAUUGCACAGAUUAUUUAUGAUGGAAAUAAAGCUGACUAUCCAGAUUUAAAAGACAAAGUUGAAAGGAUCAUAGAAAUAACAGGAAGAACAAAAGAUGAUGCCUUGGUGGCUCUUCAUGAUUGUGACAAUGAUUCAAACCGUGCUACAAUUAUGCUUUUAGAGGGCAAUGAAGACGAAGGCAAGUGGGAAACAUCCGGCAAGAAAAAGAAAAACAGACAGACUCAACAGAAAGCUCCAGAAGUCAAUGGUCAUGAACCUGCACCAGUUGAAAAAGAAGAAAAAGAACCAGUUGUCGAGAAUACAAACAGACGAAGGGAACCAAAGCAGAGGGGUGAAGGAUCUUAUAGAUACAGAGGUCCUCCUCGCAUGAAUCGUGGAGGAAAUCAGAAUCGAAAUUGGAGAAAUAAAGAAAAUGAGAAAAACGAAAGGAAUUUACAAGAGGGUCGCAGAGAGAGGAACAAUGAAGGCCGAUCGCGAGGUCCAAGGAAAAACUUUUCAGGUAGAGGAAGAGGCAGGGGUGGCCGUAGUCGAACUUUUCAAAAUAGAGGUCUCCAGAAUAAUGAUGGUUUUCCGGAGUCUAUCGACACAUGGAAUAAUAGUACCGCUGAAAAAGUCAACAUGACCAAUGCUGCAGAUUCAACAAUGACUGUCGGAAACUGGUCUGAUGUUGCAGUUACAGAAGAAUGGAGUGAAGAAGAUUGGGCAGAAAAUCUGACAGAAACUAAAGUUUUUACCCCUAGUGCUGGCACUCAAUCAACUGCAGUUGCUGGAUUAGACAUUCCAACAGCUACAGCUCUCGGGCAAAAUAUUGAUUUAGCGAGUUUUUUGCAAAAAUCUGCCUCUAGUUCUGAACAGAAUUCAAGCAUGCCGGCUACUAAUGGUCCAUCUGUGGGACCGGCUUCUCUAUUGUCUCAGCAGAUCCCUCAAAUGCAGCAAGCAGUGGCACCACAGUCGCAAUCACAUUUUGACUUCAACCAAUUUGCAAAACAAGCUGAAGCUCAAAUUAAAGCAGCAGUUGGUGUUGUGAGUCAAAAUACCCCCGCUGCCCCCUCAAUCAACUCUAGUUCAUUUCAGUCAAACAGCCCUAACUAUCCAUCAAGCUAUAGUGUUAAUAACACUAGCAGUCAACAUCAUGUUCAACUUCCACCUGAGCUGCAACAAGUUAUUGUCUCCCAGUCCAAUUAUUCUUCAACGUCCUCAUCCGGUGUUCAUAUUUCAAGGGAUCUGCAUUCGCCUGUUGCAUCCCAACAGAGUAUGAGCACAACAAAAACAACAACCUCGCAACAUCAAACAUCUCCUCUACCGCAAAGGGUGAAACCGCCACCAAAAGCUAGACUACCACCUCCGUCUAAGAUUCCAGAAUCGGCUGUAGUAAUGCCUGAUGAUGCAGUCACAUCUCUAGAUGUACAAUUUGGAGCUUUACAGUUUGGUACUGAUUCAUCGCCGUUUGACUUCACAUCUGGUGAAACCAGUAGUGCUUAUCAGGAUCUAGGACAAAGCUCAAGUGUUUCCAGUCAUGUAAAUAGUCAAACAUUACCAUCGAGCAUUACCUCUUCAGCUUACUCAAAUGCUUUGCCAUCUUCCGUGACUAUGAGUAAAGAAUCUACUUAUAAUAUUGGGUCUCACAGUAGCCCAAGUCAGAACUCUAUAUCCAAUGAACUUGGCCAGUCACAAAAGGUUGCAAACCAAGAGAGUAUUUUAUUAUCUCAAAGUGAGCAUAAAAGUGUUGAAAAUGUGUCUUCAUUUGUUAAUCAUCGAUCAAAUCAAGGUAGCAAUCUAGAAAGUACUAUGAUGAGUAACAAGUCAGACCAGAGUGCUCUGAAUUUUAACACAUCCACUCAUGAUUCGGCAUAUUCUUCUUAUUCCAAUCAAAAGUCAGUGUUGAACUCGUCCAACCUUGUGCCAUCUACUGUGAGCUACACCCACACUUCUUCAUCCAUGAACAGUGGAUCCAGUGAUAUAUCUAGCAAUCAGCCAUCCCAGCCAAAAUAUCAGGGGCAAUCUCAGAAUUCCUCUUACGUUUCAGGAUCCUCAUCUGCUUAUGGUCUACAGCCUACACCUUAUUCUACUCCUGUUACCACAACAGCAAGCUCCUAUUCUUCUCAAACUGGUUAUAGUUCCCAUUCAUCUUCUUAUGGAACAAAUAAUAGCAGUUAUAAUAGUCAACAAAGUGUAUACAGUGGUGCAGUGACUACAGCUGCUCAGUCUGGUUCUAUGAUCUCUACUUCUGUAUCCAAUUCUAAAUUAUCUAAUUCUCUUAACCACAGUGUGAAAGAAUCAUCCCUCCUAGAAUCCCAACACAAUUCAUCUCAACACUCUUACGAAGUUCCAAGUACGACAACUAGUUCAAGUGUCUUAUCUGUGAGCAGUUUGGCACAAACGUCGGCUACGAAUCAUUCGGUACAAAAUUCUUCGAAUAUGAACUCUGUCUUGGGUCUUGUUUCAACAUCAUCUUCAACCACCACAACAUCAGUGCUCAAGAACUCUCUCUCUGCAACAGGUAAAGCAGUACCAAAUAUUCCACAAAAUAUGCCAGCUGCAAUGUUGGGUCAUCAGUAUGUUAUGGGGCAGGCCAGUUUGCCAUUCUACGGUUUGCAACAGCCCAUCUACAGUUAUGAAGAUGUGCAAGUAUUACAAUCCAAACUCUCAUCCAUGGGUUUACAGUCGCCUGUCUAUAGUUAUGAAGACAUGCAGAUGUUGCAGUCGAAGCUAUCCACUUUGGGCUACUAUGAUAUGCAGUUUCAAGCUCCUACAAGCAUGACUGGGCGGGAUCCAGGCAUGACCAGUGUAGCUUAUACAGCUGAUGGUAAAUACAGUAGAGCAGAAACUGAUGCCUCAACAGUAGCUACAACAUUAUCUCAAGGUCAGGCAAGCACUCAGGCUCAUGGACAAGCUUUCUUAAAUCCUGCUGCUGCUCUGCCGCCUGGUUAUGGUUAUUACUUUGCUGGGGGCAUGAUGGGAGGUAUUCAUCACUAUGCGGCACCCCCCAUCUUCCCAGUUCCUCCUGCGACUAACACCCAUGGAGCAACCACUAAUUCUCAAUUUCAGAAAGCUAAUGCGUAUGGAUCACACUCCUACAGUUCAGGUUAUGAGAGUUUGAGCCAACAGCAAGAUUACUCCAAAGGUACUUAUGGUGCUGCUUCUCAAAAUCAGGUUAAAGGAGUGUCAGGAUCUGGUGCUGUUCCUGAUCUUUCUGGUUCAGUGUACAGCAAGGCGCAUGCUGCUCAGCUUGCCAAGUCCUAUGACAAGCCUGGUUUCCACACUGGCACUCCUCCUCCAUUCAAUUUGGCUGGCAGUCAGGCAGCGGGUCCUCUUGGUGCCUCCUCUGGCCCGUAUGCCACUCAAUUCAUACCAGUCUUAGCCCACGGGCAGCAUCACUCGACUGCUCUUCUUCACCACCAUAUGCAGCAGGACACAACUCAGGCUGGUGGGACUCCAGCUGCUGGACAGAGGGGACCACAAGGGCUUGGGCAACAGAAGAAUAGUAACAAACAAAAUUACGCCUAUUGGACCAGCAAUUAAGAAUGGACUCUCCCUACUAUUUGAGAAGAAAAGACGUAAGAAAGAAAUGAACUUCUCUUGUGUAUUGUAGAAAAAUAAACAAAAAAAGUGGUUUUGAAUUAGGUGGACACCAGAGACGUUUGUGAUCUUCAUAAAGACUUUCCCCCUAGAUUUCCAUCUGAUGGCGGAACUCAAGCUCUUAUAUUUUCUCCCCCCCCCUUCUCAUCAUUACUUUAUUUGGCAUUUCCUGUAAAGUAGCAGAUGCAUAUUUGCCUUUGUAUUUUCUGUCUCUAAAUCUUUUGCUAUCCUGAUUGGUAUUUCCUAUGGGAAAAAAAUUGUUUUUAGUAUUGUUUAGUUUCAUUGAAGGUUUUUAUUUUUUUUUCUCCCUGCCCAAAGUUUUAAAUGUAUAUGGGCAUCAAAUGUUGUAUGAAGAGUUUUAGAUUUUUUACAUUUGCCUUAUUUAUUAAAAAAUAAUAAAAAUAACAAGAACUUUAAUCAUUGUAUGUAUUGUAUUAACUUCGGAUUUCGUCCCUUGAGCAUGAUAUCUAGGUCUUUGUGUGGCUUCACUGUUAGGUUCGGUGUGUUUUUAUGGUCACCGGUUAUUGCUAUGUAUGUAUAAAGCACACUUUUGUCUGUUUUAACCCUAAGAUCCUUUUCUUUGCCACGUCCUACAUAUAUAUAACAGAAUCUAGAUAUUUUUGUGUGACCAAACUGUUCAUAGGAAUUGUAAAUUGUGUUGUAUCGAGUACAAAAUUUAAGCGUCAGUGGAAUUGUAAAUUUUGUGAAGUAUUGAUGUGUGGAGAACUUAAUUUAAAAUUUUUAUUUUUGAGUUACUACUUUUCGAUUUGUUAAUCAAAAUAUUGAUUAUACUCAUUAGUUACCUUAACUAAAUUUAAUCUUACAACUAUUCUUACUGGUCAUGUACAGAAAUAAUGACUCUGGGUAGCUUUCUAAUAAAAAUAACUGCUAGUGAUUAUAAUUUUUGCUGCCCCCAUUUACACAUUGGACUCCCCUUCCAUUGCUUAAGGAGUCUUGUUCAGAAAAAAAAAAAGCACCAGAUGCUGUUUUAUGAGUAUCUUUCUACGUACACAAUUCUCUCUCAUGUUGUUCUGUGAUUUUUUAGUGGUUAUUGUGUAUAUAUUCUGAUGGUGGUCUUUACAAAACCCCACUUUGUAUGUAUCGGAGAAAAGCAUUUGUAUUAGGUAUUGUAAUUUGAAUACUUCUCUCUGGUUUUGUUAUAAAGCCAGUAUAUAAAUGAAUUACAAAUUAAACAUGAUAUCCUAUAAUUUUGUUCUACCUGUUAUUAUAUAUGUCCAUGGACGUUCUAAACAGAACUUAACAGUUUUGUGCUCUUUUGUAGAACUUGAAAGUUUUUUUUUUUUCCUUUGAUUAUUCAUUGCUUUUAAAAGAAAGAUAGUUGGCUUGUAAAUUGAUGUAUAAACUUUUAUCUUAAAAGAAAGAAGAAAAAAAAUUUGCCUUUCAAGUGCA
Molecule: messenger RNA, 5424 nt
Organism: Parasteatoda tepidariorum (common house spider)
Lineage: Eukaryota; Metazoa; Arthropoda; Arachnida; Araneae; Theridiidae
Gene: lig
Product: ubiquitin-associated protein-like lingerer
Cellular component (GO): nucleus; cytoplasm
Molecular function (GO): protein binding
Source: RefSeq, a predicted model, not a curated record